Messenger RNA from Polypterus senegalus (gray bichir), 1607 nucleotides. RefSeq names its product zinc finger protein 2-like. NCBI's taxonomy places the organism in Eukaryota, Metazoa, Chordata, Cladistia, Polypteriformes, Polypteridae. Bases 128 to 1246 code for a protein of 372 amino acids. The transcript is spliced from 2 exons. The record is from RefSeq and is a predicted model, not a curated record.
UUCCCAUUUCACAUGGCCAUACACUGAGGUGUCUUAUGGCCUCCAGCUCAGGGCUGUCCAUGUGAGAAGUGAAUCUAAGAAAGAGAAGGGCAGACACUUAAAGAGAGGGAAGAGUUUCCCACAGAGCAUGGCCUCUGCCAAAGAAGAUGGCGUGGAUGAAAGAACAGUGGACAUUAAAGAAGAGGACUGUGAGCGGCUCACACCAGAGGAUGUGUGUGUAAAACUGGAGGAUCACGAAGAAAGAAUUUCAGUUUUUAAAGAGGAGGAGGAGUGCAAGUGGGUGACUGUUACCAUUAAAGCUGAAGAUCUGAAUGAUUUCUACUUUGGUCUUGAACUUCAAAAGCAUGAAACUGAGGAUAUUUUCAAGCGCAAUGCCUGUGAUGAAUCUCCAUCCAGUUUACAGCCCUGGUCCACUAAUACAGGACGACUGGCUAUGCAGGAGAAAUCUAUAGAGCUGAAAUCAGAGUUAUCAGAGUCUGAAGAGAAAAUCACAGAGGGAAAUGGGAGAGAAGGAGAAGAGUCACCUGGGAGUGUUGGAAUAAAUUUACAGAAGAAUGGCAGCUUCUCUCCACCUUCAUUUGGUCAGCACUCUCUUCAAUACAAUGAGAAAGGUAUGAAGAAAUCAGCAAGAGGAUCAGAGAACCUGACAGCAGCCUUUUUGCAGUGCAGUUCUCUCCCUGCUACUUCAGUAACACAGACAGAAGCCAUCAAAACUGACCGACAGCAAGUGGAGAAAGAAAUACAAAUUCAUACUGUAAAAAAAUGUUGUUUGGAAUGUGGCAGACAAUUCACACGAAAAAGUGAUCUUACUAAACAUAUGAAGAUUCACACUGGAGAAAAACCAUAUUGUUGUAAUGAAUGUGGUAAGUCAUUCACAAGGAGUAGCAGUCUUCAGAGACACAGAAGAAUCCACACAGGAGAAAAAACACAUUGCUGUCCAGAAUGUUGUACAUUGUUCUCAAACAAAAGAAAUCUUCAGAACCACAUAAGAAUCCACACAGGAGAAAAACCUCAUUGCUGUCCAGAUUGUGGAAAGUCGUUCUCAAGUAUAAGCUCUCUUCAGAGGCACAGAAUAAUCCACAGAGGAGAAAAAAUGUAUUGUUGUCAUGAAUGUGGUAAGUCAUUCUUAAGGAGAAGCAGUCUUCAGAACCACAAAAACAUUCACACAGGAGGAAAACCUGAUAGCUGUUCAGAAUGUGCCGAACAAUUUUCUGACAAAAGCGAAUUUGCAGUAUGUAUGUUCUGAAUGUGGCAAAUGUAUACAAGCCAGAAAGGUCUUUAUCCACAUGCCAAAAUCCAUACUGAAGAAAAGAUCUCAUUGCUGUUCUGAAUGUGAGAAACGAUUCUUUUAUUUAAGCACACUUCAGUGCCACAUCCAAAUUCAUACUAGAGAGAAACCUUAUUGUUGUCCUGAAUGUGAUAAGCAGUUCUCACAACAAAGGACCAUAAAAAAUCUCAUCAGACGUCACUCCGGAGAGAAACCUCAUUGUUGCUUGGAAUGUGACAAACAAUUCUCACGCCUCAGUUCACUUUACUUGGUUAUUUAUUUUUAUUUUUGAAAUUUUAUUAAUUUUAUUGCAAUCAUUCCAUACAAAUCAAUCAAUUUU